This is a messenger RNA of Trichoplusia ni (cabbage looper), 2466 nucleotides long. RefSeq lists its product as uncharacterized. Gene Ontology annotation, molecular function: DNA-binding transcription factor activity, RNA polymerase II-specific; RNA polymerase II cis-regulatory region sequence-specific DNA binding. Gene Ontology annotation, biological process: regulation of transcription by RNA polymerase II. The transcript is spliced from 8 exons. Lineage: Eukaryota; Metazoa; Arthropoda; Insecta; Lepidoptera; Noctuidae. The record is from RefSeq and is a predicted model, not a curated record. Bases 583 to 1776 code for a protein of 397 amino acids.
GAAAAAAUAUUUUAUUAAAAAUAUUAUAUCACUUAACUUUGAGGUCAGUGAACUUUAUAUGUUAUAGGUUUCCUGAAAACUUUAAAUUUGCCUGACCUGGACUCGAACCUACUUUCUCACGACCUUUAUUUCACCUACUUGGGGUUGUCCUUUAAAACUUUAUGACAUAGCUAAUUAAAGAGGUCUGAGUUUGUCUUAACAAUGUAACCUCCUUGCUACGAAAAGUUUGCAUACUGUAGCAGCUGGCCACUUAUAAAUUCUUUUUACGCAAAUUUCAAAAUUUAAUCACAAUGACAAGUGACAGUGCCCGUCGUUGUCAAUUGUCACCAAAAGCGCAUCGAUUUUCGAAACAAAACAUAAAUAAAACGCAUUCAUUCCCAACACAGCGGUCUUUGGCUAAUCAUCGUCUACUAAUUUUGUUUAAUUCAUCAGCUUUUUUCACAAGUUACUUCUGUGAUGUCAAUUGUAAAUAUCAUAAUUAAUUGGCAGCUAAUGUCAAAAGCGUGAAGUUUGGUGGCGGGAAUUGCACUUUGUUGAUUAUUUGGUAAAUUCGCCACGCUGCCUAGAUCCGUGAUCAAAGUUAUGAAGAUCAAACUGCCGCGAGACCGUUUCCCGUCGACAUCAUCGACGGAGGACAAUGAGAGCGGCACGGACUGGGACGCCGAGGGUCGCCACCCCGCCAUGACACAUCCCCGACACCCGCCGCCGCCUCAGAGGAUAGAGAGCACAGGCUGGGAUGUAGACGGACGUCAUCCUGCAAUGACUCACCCACGACACCCGCCGCCACCACAAGCAGUCAUAGUCGGCUCCGUGCGGAAACGUCGUGGUAACCUGCCGAAGCAUUCUGUGAAGAUUUUGAAACGAUGGCUUUACGACCAUCGUUACAACGCGUACCCCAGCGACGCCGAGAAGCUGGCACUCAGCCAGGAGGCCAACCUUACUGUGUUGCAGGUUUGCAACUGGUUCAUAAACGCUCGCCGACGCAUCCUCCCUGAGAUGAUCAGGCGCGAGGGUCACGACCCUCUCCACUACACCAUAUCCCGGCGCGGUAGGAAGCAGCCGGGCGCUAUGGCUGGAGUGGGCCCAAUGGUGGGCUUGGCUGGGGCGUCUACCUCAGGGCUAGGUGUGAACCCAGGAGACAGUGUCACUGUGGCAGCGUGGGACGGAAUUGUUGUAGAGUACCCACAGAACGGGCCGGACGGCCGAGCUCACGACUACGGCGACGGACUCCUCGUGUACCGCAGCGACGGGGACGAGCUCGGCGACGGCGAGGAGGGCUACUCCAGCACCAUCAGCGAGGAGGAGGUCAAGUACGACCCCUCCGUCUGGCAGUCCGUCAUCCGCUACGGACCCGAGGACCAUGACCUGCACCCCGCGGCCAGAGACAUACCAUCGGUUCUAACAGGCACAGCGGCGGUAGAUGAACACAACGAGCAGAUGGAUAGUAGUUCAGAUUCAGAGCAGUACUGUUUGAAAGCAGCGAGAGCCAUAGUCAGAGCGCUGCACGGCGUCGGUGGUGACGGUAACGACGACGGAGGAGAUGGUGGAGCAGGUCCCGGAGCCGGUGUCGAGCAGCGAGGACGGGUGGCAGGCGCUGGCGCACCCGCAGCUGGCGCACCUGCCGCAGCUGCCGCACCCGCUGCGCGCGCGCCGCAUGCAGGUGAGCCCGCCGCCGCAGCCGCCGCCGCCCGUCGCCGUCGAGCUCGAGGUCGCCACCACCGACAUGUGGUGCCACACCUAGUGCCACCACCACCACCACCACCACCAGCACCAUGACACACAAUCACAUCUAACCUAAUCUUACUUUAUCUCAUGUUUAUAGUUCCGUUUACUCUUGCAAUUUUGCAAAAGGAAAGAAGAUUAAUUUUUCAAAAAUUUCAUUUUGAAUAUCUUUCUUUUGUUUAAAAAUAAAAUAUGUUUAGAUUUUUUAGUGUAUGAUUUGGCUGCGCGGCUGUUGUAGCCCCAAUUUGGAUUUGAAUAAGUUUUUGUACAUAUCUAACUGUAGGCGACGUCGGUGUUAAAACACUAUAGUUCCCUUUGAAAUCAAGUUUUCUUUUUAUAUCGUUAAGAGAACUAAUGUUAGUGUUUUUGUUUUGUUUUUAGCUAGAGACGAGUUUAUGUUUGUUGUGUAAAUAAAUUUGAUACCAAAUAAAUCGGAUUUUUAUUCAAGUAGGUGGAAAUGUAGCCAUUUUUGGCGUGGGGUGUUUUAAUGCCGGCAUCACCUGACAGUUAUUGCGCAUAACAGAUUAAGUUAUCCAAAUUAUCUUUGUAACCAUGUCCAAAUUUUAGAGUACUUAACAGGCUUUACAUAUUAAGGCUUUGGUGUUUGAAAAGUUAAAUUCUGAUGCAGAAUAAUGUUGUCGUAUCGGAAAUUGAUUUGGGGCCAUAACGUGCAGGUGGUGCCGAGCAGGGCUGACGGUGAUCAGGACAAGUUCAAGUGUCUCUACCUCCUGGUGGAGACUGCGG